This is a messenger RNA of Radiomyces spectabilis, 1043 nucleotides long. RefSeq lists its product as uncharacterized. Lineage: Eukaryota; Fungi; Mucoromycota; Mucoromycetes; Mucorales; Radiomycetaceae. The record is from RefSeq and is a predicted model, not a curated record. The coding region runs from base 240 to 875 and encodes 211 amino acids. The transcript has a single exon.
GAAAAAAAAAACUUUCAUUUUAUUCAAACCAUUAAAUGUCAGGUAAAUUAAAAUCGUUGCUAUUGUUUUAGGUGCGAAGACAGUAUUCUUGGAUUCCAAAAGAACUCGUUGCUAGGUUUGUGCGUAAUUGCCCAUUUUGUAUUACCCGGCGAAAUGGAGGCCAAAGUCCCAGCACGUUUACCUCCAAAACAUCGAGCCCGCGUGGCUACAUCUCCAGGCACAGUUAUGCAUACGAUACAAUGCCCCAAAUUCUUUGCGCACCCAUCAAUGAAGAAAGUGAUAUAUCCUCAACCGGUCCCUCAUCCACUGAAACCGGGUAUAAUACGUCUUCCAACUAUGUGACGAUAACGCAAUCGUCUUCCAGACGGCCUUAUAUGAACGGAAUCUAUGGUCAUGGUGAAGACGAUUUCCUACAUCACUAUCAGUAUCAACCAACUUUACAAUCGUCGUUCCAACCGAACCUUACGUUUCAACAGUACAGCGACAACGCAUCCCCAGCCACCAUGCCAUCUUCACAUCAGCCAUCGCUAUUUUAUCAUCAUUCGACUUACAUGGGUUAUCCUUCGUCCUCGUAUCCUAAUUCAUAUUAUCCUAACGUACUUGGUAUUGCUCCGUGCAACUCUGAAACCACUACCGCCGCCGGUGCAAGCACUGUCAAUGCUCCAGAGCCCGGUACCAUAACUGAAAGAGGCACCAGAAACGACAGUCAUCCUACGACGGCAGAAUCCUUUCUAAGAUCGGCCAACAACGGGACCGAUAUAUUAGCACAUCAUCCAGAACAGCAGCAUUACUUUGGACCGUCGUCUACUCAGUUUGUACCAUACGCUUCGUCCAACAUGACAGAAUCUCCUUUUGCGACUACCGAUCUACGAUGAGAGAGAGAUACAAAAAAAACGAUAUUCAUGAGGGAAAGAGGAAGAACCAAGUGCUGAUAUUCAGUUCAAGGUCCGACGACAAAAUUGGUUCCUUGAUUUUUCCUCCCCAGUAAUGUUACGAAGCUAGAACAAAUCCAAAGACGAAAAAUAUCGAAAAGCAAAACCGUA